CUCACAAUCUCUGUCUUUUUCGCCUUCCCUUGGUUGUCUGACACUGAAACAAACACCGGGGCAAUUCUUGCAGCCUAACCACUAGGACCCGGCAUCAUGAACGCAGCCGCAGAGGGUGACAAGGCCCUUGCGGCCUCCAACGCGCCACUCGCGAUCCAACACUACACCCGCGCCUUAAUUGAGCUACCCCGCGCCCCAUCCUACUAUCUCCAACGCGCCAUCGCACGCUCGCGCGUGAAGCCAGCAGAUGGUGGACCAAACUCUCGUGAAGCCCUUCAAGAUGCCGAAAUUGCACUCUCGCUUGCCCGCGAGCGCGGUAAGCGUGAGCUCAUUCUGUCGGCACAGAUGCGCCGCGGAGUAGCCCUCUUCCAGCUUGAACGCUACGGUGACGCAAAGUUCCUAUUUGAGCUUAUCGAGUCAAAGACCUCUGGCGAGACGGAAUUACAAAAUAAAGCGGAAGGUGUCAAAGCCGCUAUGGCCGACGGAGGUAGCAAAAAGAACGGCUACGGAGCUGAGCUCCCCAUCUGGAUGGCCAAGGUCCGCCGCAAGUUGGGAGAGCUUUCUGAGGGCGAUGAGAAAGGCACCGUCUCUGUGGUUGAGUUCCCUACAGAUACACGUGUACCCACCGAGAAGCAGCUGAAGGCUGAAUGGGAGAGUCUCAAAGCAGGAAAGACGGUGGAUGGAGGAGACAAGACGGUGCCAGACAAGGGCCAAAAGGACUCCUCUUCAUCCGGUGUUUCCUCGGAUAAGACGAAAUCGGAGACCAAAGCAGCAGAGGCUUCGCCCGUUGUGGCUGCACAAAAGGUUCGCCAUGAGUGGUAUCAGUCGAAUGACUCCGUUGUGGUGACCCUCUACGCAAAGGGGAUCCCUAAAGAGAGUGUCGAGACUGAGUUGAAGGAUGACUCGGUGUCACUACAAUUUCCUCUGCCCUCCGGUUCUGGCUAUGACUUUACGCUCGACCCUCUUUAUGCUCCGAUCGAUCCUUCCGCGUCGAAAGUCUCGGUCAUGGGCACCAAAAUCGAACUGGUCCUGCAGAAAAAGACACCUGGUCAGAAAUGGAAAUCCCUCGAAGGAUCAGCCUCCAACACGACAAAGAUUGCAGACCGGCCUGCCGCACCGCAAGCCCCACUGAGCUCGGGGCCAUCAUACCCGACCUCGUCUCGACACGGCGCAAAGGACUGGGACAAAGUCGCCUCGUCACUAACUGCCAAGAAAUCCAAAGAAACCAACGAAAAGACUAAAAAGGACGACACUGGCGAUGUCUCCGACGCAGAAUCCGUGGAUUCAGAGUUUGGUGGAGAUGCUGUGGAUGGGUUUUUCAAGAAACUCUAUGCGGGUGCUGAUCCGGAUACGCGCCGCGCUAUGAUGAAGAGCUAUGUUGAGAGCCAGGGAACGUCUCUGAGCACCAAUUGGUCGGAGGUUGGAAACAAGAAGAUGGAACCACACCCUCCGAGCUCGAGCUGAUUGGGUUGUGAUUAUGAUUUAUGCAUUGUUAAUUUGGGAUUGUUUAUUUGGGAUCAUGUCGCUAUCAUGAACCACCACAUCUAGCGAAAGGUGUUAGUUUGCUUACUU
This is a messenger RNA of Penicillium brasilianum, 1572 nucleotides long. The record is from the annotation of a GenBank genome assembly. NCBI's taxonomy places the organism in Eukaryota, Fungi, Ascomycota, Eurotiomycetes, Eurotiales, Aspergillaceae.